Messenger RNA from Bursaphelenchus okinawaensis, 4855 nucleotides. The record is from the annotation of a GenBank genome assembly. Lineage: Eukaryota; Metazoa; Nematoda; Chromadorea; Rhabditida; Aphelenchoididae.
AUGAAAAAAGGUGAGCGGAUGUCUCUAUUGUCAGUAUGUAAACAAAUAUGUUUUUGUUAUGCUGGUCUUACAUGUUUCUUAAUCUUCUGAAAGCAUAUUCUUACUUUUCCACAGUUAAAACAGGUCCAGUGGGGUUACAAAAAAUUAUUUUUACUUAUUACGAAAACGUAUUUGUACUUAUAUUUCACGAUCAGUUAGUCUGGGAGUAAACAACAUCACUACGUUUUGUGGAUUUUCGAAUUUAGUGCUUUUGUAAAGUAAACAAGACUGAAAUUAUUUAUUUUUAGGUAUAUUUAUCAAGAUUUAUUCGUUUAUUUAAAGAUUUUUCCGUUUUAGGUGCCAAAGUUUCUACCAAACUAACAGUACAGCGUCAGAUUCAGGAUUCUACGCCAAAUCUUCCUUUGUUCUCUCAAAACGAUUCAGACUGUGAUACGGCAAAGUGUGUGACUCCCAAGUUCAGACAAAAGUUUGCUCGGGAACACCCAAGUGACCAUUCAGAUAACACACAUAACUCGAGCGACGAUAACACACGAACCGACCACUCAGAGGUCGAUAACAUAAAAUCUGAGGAUUCAAGUGCAGAGAACACCAAAUCAGCCAGCUCGAGAGAGGACAACGGCGAUAAUUUAGAAGAAGAGCACGCCAAAGUUGACGAAGAUAAUAUAAAGUUUAGUCGUUCAGGUAAAGAAGACUCAAAAAGUGACAAUUCAGAGCAAGAUACUACAAAAACUGAGGAAGAGAAUAGCGAGGGCUUAGAGCCAGAAGGGAAGAAACAAGUUCAAUCUCGACAACUUUUGGAGCGCUUAGUUCCGUUUCGAUGGAUUUUCAGUGAAGAAAAACGCGUAAGUGAGCCUUUUCGGAUCUUAUUUAUAUUUUACUGAUUGCAAAAACUUUGAUUGGAGCGGGGAACAAACGUUUGCGCAUUACAAGUCUCAAAAAGUAAUGUUACUACUUUCGAUCGCGAUUUUUUAUAUUAUAGUAGCUUUCCGAUGUUUUUUAAUUUUGUAGUAGCGUCAAAUUGUCGGCAUUUGUUAAACAGAAACUUGAAGCGUCUUGUUUAAUCUACGUGAACAUGAAUUCACUCAAUCUUUGAUCAAAAUAAGAAGUAGUUGAAUGUUUAUUGUGUAAAAAUUACUUAAUUUUGUAAUUCAGUUCAUCUACUAAUCAUAAGAGGUUUUAAAUGAUGUUUCUUGAUUUCAGGAGAUGAGUGAUAAGUCUGAAAAAGAUAAUUCGUCUGUCGAAAUGGCAGUUGAAGCCGACCCCAACACAAUAGCCUCCAGGCCAUCAUCAGCGGCGGAUAUACAUAAAGAAAAUGGAAAAAUUGAGGUGAAGGAGAAGAAUGGUAAGAUUGAGUUUUUCUUGGUUUUUAGGUAACAAAUUUGAAAUUCUGGUUAUUUGGUGAAGCAUAGAUGAAAAUAUUGCUAAUAGCCGUUCCAGGGAUGACGACGUCUUUGAGCCGUUCUGUAUUUUAAAAAUGUUUUAGACUGAUCGUAAAUUUGAGUGUUUUAGGCCCUAAAAUCCACCCGGUUUCCUCGACAAGUUCGUUAAAAUCAACUUUAAGCCAUCAGAGUGCUUCAACACAACUAACGCCGAAGAAGGCCAGUUCAAAGAGUAACAUGACUAUAUCGUCGGCUACAGCUGCCACACUCAAUUUGGCGGCUCCAACUACAAUUGGCAGUGCUGGUGGGGCUGCUAUGUUAAGGCCGGUUAAGAAAAAGGUAAUAGAAUUAGAGUGUGCUGAGAUACGAUGGCAUUACAAAAAGACUGGAGAGAGCAAAUGGACUCCAUUUAGAGGUAGGUUAUUUAUUAUUGACUUUUUAUAGGAAACUGGUUUCUAUUUUAUUUACCUACUUUAAGAAUAAUAUCGUCAUUACCUUGAGAAGUAUGAGAAAAGUGUAAAAUUUUUAAAUUUUGAAUAAACUUUUUUAGGUUACGACUCAAUGGUGCUAGAAGUAGCCUACCGUGCCUCAAAAGGGAUCCCCUUGGAUAAGAAAACAAUAGCUUUAGGCGAACAACUUCCUCAAACCAAAAAUGUAAUCGUUUUGGACAACUUAUACGAAUGGAAUCCAGAAGACAAGACCGAUCACGUAACUUCAGUUUACUGGAAGGACGAAAACCUUAAAAUACGAAGAGGAUCGUGGUUCUUUGCUGACACGAUGCAGCCGAUAGGAGAAGAAUUGGCAGAGACAGUAGAACUACAUCAUCUGGAGAAGUUCAGAAACCAGAUGAUUCCAGAUUCUCCGGUUUUUAAUGAAAACGAGGUUAAUAAGAAGCCAGGUAAGUAAAUAUUGUUAUCUUUUCGUAUUUCAAAAAAACUAAAACUAUUGUCGCAAAAGCGAUUAAAAACAAGUUAACAAAUCAACAUAUUUUCGUAAGAUUGAAGACAAAGAAAAUUGUCCAAAUAGUCUUUGUCUGACUUUUAACUGUUUUUCUAUUUUGUAAAAUCAUCAAUCUUCCAUUAAAACCAUAUUGUGGGAAGUGAUCCCAAAAAACUUUGCUGCUAAUAAAUUCUGUUACAGUAAACUAAUAGUAGUCGAUAUUAAAACUAAAGCUUAUUUAAGCACACUAUCAAUAUAAAAAAGAAAGCAUUAAUUGAUAUUUUUUGUUUAGUGUUGACAAUGCUGAAAUGGGAAGAGCACGAUGAAGUUCGUUGGAACUCGGUGAUAGAUGUGUCUUUCUACAACAAUACCAAAGCCAACAGAUUGUUUCGUUUUGUGACCCGAGGCAAAGGAGUCUUCCCAUUAAAGCGAGGAUUCAGCUCAGAAGCUUCGAUCGAUGAGGGAAUGCCGAACUUUUCCGACCUUAUUUUAGUUGUCCAUGGUAUUGGACAAAAGGGUUACGAGAAUCUGAUUGCCAAAAACACAACACAGUAAGUUGACAACCUUAUCUUUAUAAGGUUGUUCGCAGUUUUACAAGUUUUACUGCAAAGUAGUAGGAAAUAAUAAGCAUUAACAAGAUGUGGUUAAAACUAGCCUUUUUAGGAUUCGAGAAGUGAUUGAGCACCUGAUGGACAAGUACCACUCGCACGAGAAAAGACGACCAAUGAUAUUGCCAAUUGAAUGGAGAUCUUCGCUUGUAUUAGAUAACGGUCUAACAGAGACUAUUACAUUGCCCAGGAUGCCUCAAGUCAGAAGUACAUUGAAUUCUAUUGCUAUGGAUAUUAUGUAUUACCAGUCGCCGUUGUACCGAACGGAGGUACGUUUUCUGAUCAUUUUUGUUCAAAGAUUGCCUAAUAAUAUAUUUUAUAUUAUUAUAUUGCUGUUUUCAGAUCGUAAAUGGGGUCAUAAAGUGCCUUAAUGCAACUUAUACAAAGUUUGUGAAGAACAACCCAAAUUUUGAUGGUGCCGUUUCUCUAUUCGCUCACUCUUUGGGUUCAGUUAUUGCAUACGAUAUCAUUACCAACUACUCUCCUCUUCUGUUAUACGAUGAGUUUGUGACAAAAGCAAUCGAGCACAGAAAGAACGAGACUGAAGAGAGCGAGGAAAAGAAACUCUUCACUGAUUUUUAUGAAUCCAGAAGGCGGAUUCUGGAAAAAGAUGGACACAUGCAAGAGAUCCUUCUAAAACGAGAUGAAGAUCUCAAGUUCAAGGUCAAGAAUCUGUUUUGUGUGGGAUCACCGUUGGGAGUCUUUAUCAUAAUGAGAGGAGCGUCGGCCGAAGAGUUGUUACCUAAAAAGACACAAUGCGAACGUAUCUACAACAUCUUCCAUCCUUACGAUCCGGUAGCCUAUCGUCUGGAGCCAAUGUUCCAUGAAAACUACAAGAAUAUCAGGCCGAUCAAACUGUUUACAUACAAUGAAGUCAACCGAGACUACAGUAAGCUCGGCUACGAUUGUCAUCGGAGUUAUCUGAAGAAGCUGAAGAAACAACAAAAGAAGGAAGCAGCUGCUGCUUCUGGAGAAAAGACGGCCGAAUCUGAUGAAAAGAGGAAGGAAGCCGACGAUGACGAUGAAGACUCGGAUUCUGGCGACUGUUCUUCCAUUCAUUCACCAGGUACAGAAUUUUAAUGUAAAGUUUUUUUUGGCAAAACAAAAGUUUUCUAAAAAUAUUUUUAACAUGAGGGCGCGAUUUGCCAGGGCGUUCUGCAGGUUGCGGAGACAAGUUAUACCAUAAAACGUAGCUUGAAAUAAAAAUAUUAAAAAUUAUAACAUUUAUUAAAUAAACAGUUUCAAAACCUAUUACUGAUCACUUCACUCUUCUUUAGACUGUUAUUCAGGCCCUUCACCACGCUCUGAUAGCCCUGUAGGUCCAGAAGAUAUGCAAGAAAAUAUGGGUAAUGGGACCAAUCCCAAUGUAAAUACACCUUUGAAAGUCGAAACAACCCAAAGCAGAUGGUGGAGGUUUGGAAGUACGGCCGAGAAGAAGCCGAAGGAAGAAGGAGUGAAAGAUAAAGAAGAAAAGCCAGAACAGCCAGCAGAAAAGAAGGAAGAGAAAGUAGAAAAGAAAGAAGACAAAGUGGUACUGACUCCUGCUGAACAACUCGCUGAAGGCAUACCUAGUAAGUUUUUGUGUUUAUUUGGAGAUAUUCGAAAAAAUAUGAGGUUUUAGGUAACAAAUUGAUAUAUAAUACGGGGUUCUUUAGGCUUAUCUUUAGUUUUUGUUUAUUUUUUCUACCUUUACAUACAAUAAGACACAGAAAGUUAAAUUUGUUGAAAACUUUUUUAAUUUAAUACUUUUUAGACGACGAGAAAGUGCCUUACCGAAUCGACUUUCAACUUCAAACGUCGCUAACUGACAAGAGUUACUGGUCGGUCCUGAAGUCGCACUUCGGCUAUUGGACCAACUACGAUGUCACUGCCUUUCUGAUUAAUCAGUUAUAUCCUCCAUCUGUCUCUGAACCAUCUCCUAAAGUCUAG